This is a messenger RNA of Scomber japonicus (chub mackerel), 1080 nucleotides long. RefSeq lists its product as uncharacterized. The record is from RefSeq and is a predicted model, not a curated record. The transcript has 3 exons. The coding region runs from base 192 to 1040 and encodes 282 amino acids. NCBI's taxonomy places the organism in Eukaryota, Metazoa, Chordata, Actinopteri, Scombriformes, Scombridae.
UUUGCCGUCGGACGGAGCAGCAGACAGACAACCAGCGAGCUGCGGGUUUUAUUCAAGACAAGGAACAACGAACUACUGAUUCAGAAAAGAACAGGCCGAUUCCUCUUUUUCUCUCUCUUCCUUUCUUUAUCUCUUUCUUUCUUAAAGGCAGGGCGAGCUUUCGUGUUCACUGCCCCCCUCUUCCUGUCAACAUGCCGGACACCCAGCUGUGUCUGGAGGCCCUGUCAGCUCUCUCCGGCUGUAAGGUGGAGCUGACCGGCGGGGCCUCGCAGCUAACCCCGCAGGACUUUGUCAACAUCGUGGCCCUCAAAGAGUUUUUAAAGCAGGAGGGCUUCAAGGAGCUGGAGUAUCCCAGCUUGGGGACGCUGUCAUUGCAGGACUUCGACGACCAGGACAUGUACAGCUCCCCCCCGGCGCUGACCGAGCCCCCCACCGAGCUCAGGACCACGGUCAAGAUCAACCCGCAGGACUUCUUCCAUCCGCAGUACGACUACGACUUUACCAGGAUAAAGGACGGUGACACCACCUUCCUGCGUGGUAACGAGCAGUAUGUCCGGCCCUGCGGGUGGAGCCGGGUCGCCCUGCGGGUCACGCAGAAGUACGAUGGCGGGGACGGCUGGCUCGGGACAGGGAAGGACGCCUGGCCCGUCUCCUACCACGGACACAACAUGGACGGUUCCCUCGGCGUCAUCCUGACCCGUGGCGCAGACCCCAAAGAUGAUGAGCCCACCUUCCUGGACGCAGCCGCCGCAUCGAUGGUCACCGGAGAGACCCGGGGCCGAGGGGUCUACUCCACCCCAGACAUCAAGAUGGCGCAGAAGUACUGCAAGAAGUUCAAGUCCAAAGUGGACGAGAAGACGUACGAGGUGGUUCUUCAGAACCGGAUCAACCCAGAGAAGAGGACCAAGUGUCAGAGAGAGGACGUGUGGCUGGUUUACGUCCCUCAAGGCUGCAACGACGUCCAGACGAGGGCCAUCGUGCAGGAGUCCAUCCGUCCCUACGGGCUUCUGCUGAAGCAGUCAGAUGAACUCCUUGGUUAACAUGUACAGCCCCUUGACAACUCCCGCUGCAGAAAUACAG